This is a messenger RNA of Paramecium pentaurelia, 436 nucleotides long. Lineage: Eukaryota; Ciliophora; Oligohymenophorea; Peniculida; Parameciidae. The record is from the annotation of a GenBank genome assembly.
CAUGACUCUUUAAUUUGAAAAUGAUCAAAUAGAAAGAAUUUAUGAAAGCGAAGGAAAAAUAUAGCUUAUAUAUGAUUAUACAACCAUGUAAGGAGGGAAGUAUUAAUUUUGUUUUGAAGAUAAACUUGGAUUAUAUAAUGAAAUUUAUUUUGAAUAUUUAAUUGGAAUUGAAGCUAAUGACAUGCAUGAAAUAGCUUAAAAAUCAGAUUUAGCUCUUAUAUAAGAAACACUCAAUAAUAUUUAAGCUAAAUUAUAGUUUAUGAAAUAAUAAUUGAUUAUUUUUUCUUAAGUUAAAUUAGAGAACAUUUUUAGCUUAGAGAGCUUAUAUUAUUAUAUUGUGAAAUCUGACUUUAUUGGUUUUGGUAUAAUUUUCAUAUUGAUUAUUAUGGAGGUAUAUAUUUUGAAAAGGAAGAUAUUAAGGAAAAAAAUAUAAUGA